CCUGUAAAAUGUUUGAUUUCUGUUAUCAACGGUUAUUCGAUUCCAUUGCGAUUCACGUUUUCCGAUCUCCCCUCCGUUCUCGACUGUCAUCGGCUCAUCGCCACCGUUUCGCCGUCAACCACCGCCCUAUCACCACCGUAUUAAUAGCUUGUUUCUCACUUCAACCGCUGCACUCGUCACCACUCAAAGGUGUUAACUACCACCAUCACAUUCUGCAAUGACACCCUUUCUGUUAGAAUGCAACUACAAUUCAAACCAUUCACUCCUACAAAGCUCCUAUCUGCGCUCGCUUCGCUCUUUAUUGGGAUUGUUGUUUUUAUAUGAUCAUCACCGUGGUCGUGUUGCGAUGGCUGCUUCCGGUGGGAGUAUGGGUGGGAGUGACUUUUCUUCUAGUGAUCAUAGCUAUGGUGAUCACAGCUAUAGCUAUGAUGAUUACAGCUAUGCGUGUAGUGACCCGACCUACUAUUCUUCUGGAAGAUAUAGCCAUCGGACCAGCAGCCGGGCCCCUAUGAAGGCCACAAAUGAAGUUGAGCCAAUUCGUUUACAGGAUGUCAUCACUGUCAUUGCUGUUGUUUUUUUUGUUCUACUCAUAUUUAUAUAUACUCCUGGUCAAGAUCGUGCACAAACAAGUGUUGUGAAGCUUCAGGUUGGAUCAUUGGCUACGGGCAGAUCACUGCAAAGGGAUCUUAAUCGGAUCGCUGAGGUUGUUGAUACAUCCACCAAAAAGGGCUGGCACUUUGUAUUACAAGAGUCAAUACUAUCUCUGCUUCGGCACUCUCAUGAUUGCAUUUCCGGUUAUUCCUCUGUGGAUGUAAAGAGGAGUACAGUAGAAUGUGAGAAACGUUUUAAUCAACUUUCUGUUGAAGAAAGGGGUAAAUUUGAUGAGGAGACUUUGGUCAAUAUCAACAACAACGUCAGAAAGAAAAGUGCAACAACGAGUUCUAAUGGGCUCCCGAAUGAGUAUAUUGUGGUUACGAUUAUCGUGGCUGCUCGUGGUGUACCUGAACUCCCACCUGUCGAAAGCAGUGCACAAUUGAAGGAAGCCUUGCAAAAGCUGGCCUCUAUCCCUUCUAGCAAUAUUAUGGCAGUCCAGGUGUUGUGGACCCCACAAAAGGAAGACGAUUCUCUUACAGAGCAAAAAAUGCUCAAAGAUUAUCCUCUGUUGCGCCCUCUUUAGCUAAGCCAUCCUGAUAACAUCCUCCGCAUCACUAUAGGUGAUGAGCACAUACACAAAACUGCAUCAAGUUUGAUUUUUGUUAGUAUCUUAGGGUUCGUAUUUCUGUCAUGUCAUGACGGUGUUAACUUCCGUUUAUCAUGUUUGGCUUAUCUGGAUUACAGAUUUAUGGUGGUUAUGUUCCAGGUCCUUAGUUGUGUUCAUAUUCCAGAUUGUGAGCUUGGGAUUUGGUUUA
Helianthus annuus (common sunflower) is the source of this 1409-nucleotide messenger RNA. RefSeq lists its product as uncharacterized. Gene Ontology annotation, cellular component: chloroplast. Lineage: Eukaryota; Viridiplantae; Streptophyta; Magnoliopsida; Asterales; Asteraceae. The transcript is spliced from 7 exons. The record is from RefSeq and is a predicted model, not a curated record. The coding region runs from base 218 to 1177 and encodes 319 amino acids.